Impatiens glandulifera is the source of this 687-nucleotide messenger RNA. Its product is annotated as ubiquitin-40S ribosomal protein S27a-like. NCBI's taxonomy places the organism in Eukaryota, Viridiplantae, Streptophyta, Magnoliopsida, Ericales, Balsaminaceae. Gene Ontology annotation, molecular function: ubiquitin protein ligase binding; protein tag activity; structural constituent of ribosome. The transcript has a single exon. The coding region runs from base 105 to 575 and encodes 156 amino acids. Gene Ontology annotation, cellular component: ribosome; cytoplasm; nucleus. Gene Ontology annotation, biological process: modification-dependent protein catabolic process; protein ubiquitination; translation. The record is from RefSeq and is a predicted model, not a curated record.
CAAACCUGAAUGAAAACCCUAGUUAGCUUUCAUUACCCUUCCAUUCAUUCAUUCCGUUUUUCCUAUUCCUAAUAGAUUAGGCUAGGGCAAUCAAUCAAGUGAAGAUGCAGAUCUUCGUGAAAACCCUAACGGGUAAGACGAUAACCCUAGAGGUUGAAUCUUCCGAUACCAUAGACAACGUCAAGGCUAAGAUCCAGGACAAGGAAGGCAUCCCACCGGAUCAGCAGCGUCUCAUCUUCGCCGGUAAACAACUCGAGGACGGCAGAACAUUAGCUGAUUACAACAUCCAGAAAGAAUCUACUCUUCAUCUUGUUCUACGUCUCCGCGGUGGAGCCAAGAAGAGGAAGAAGAAGACCUACACCAAGCCCAAGAAGCUCAAGCAUAAGAAGAAGAAGGUUAAGCUCGCGGUCCUUCAGUUCUACACUGUCGACGAUGCUGGCAAGGUUCAGAAAAUGAGGAAGGAGUGCCCGAACGCCGAGUGUGGUGCGGGGACAUUCAUGGCUAAUCACUUCGAUCGCCACUACUGCGGCAAGUGUGGGUUGACUUACGUUUACCAGAAGGCUGGUGGUGAUUAAUCAAUUCUUCUCUCACUAAAUGUAAGGUUUUUUUUUACAACUUUGAAUGCAUCUGAACUAUUGCUCAUUGUUCCUGAAUCUUCAACUUAUUUAUUAUUACUAAUGUUUGCUC